AUGAUCUGAUUUUCUGUGUCACUCUACGGGGACGAAGUUUCCACUAGUAUUCUUUUUUCUUCCUUCCUUCCUAAGAGUUUCUGCCCCAACGCCUCCUUCUCGUUGUGCUCCAGAAGUCAUGCUUUGAAUACAGAAGUCUUUCUUUUUCUUUUCUCGCUAAAUAUGUGA
This is a messenger RNA of Spodoptera littoralis (African cotton leafworm), 168 nucleotides long. The record is from the annotation of a GenBank genome assembly. Lineage: Eukaryota; Metazoa; Arthropoda; Insecta; Lepidoptera; Noctuidae.